AUGGAUGUUGUGGAAAUUGAGGGGGAGACGCUGUCUCCCGAAGAGUACAACGACACUCAAGGAUGGGUUGUGGCCCAUGAACGACGCAAGAAGGCAAAAGACAAGAGAAACGCGAAACCAGCCACGAACGCGGGAGAUGCGUCCAUGGAGCCGUCUCGGAGACUGAAGGAUUUUUUGCAUCGCCGGCCAGUGCCAAAAGACCCGCAACUACCAGAAGACGAUUACAAGAACACAUCAGAAGAGCUUAUAGAAGCUCAAAAAAUCGCGCAAUAUGAAAGACUAACACAGAGUAAAACAGGUAGAGCCAUACUAGAAGAAGUGGGUAUAAACUACGCAAAUCAAUUUGGCGCCAAAAAGGAUAUCCAGUAUGAAAUCAGGAAAUGUUUUGUAAUCUUACCGAUUCUAAAAAACAUGCAUCCCGAAUAUCACAAAGUAAGGAGAGCUGAAAGAAGCGACUCGCAGACGGCUGUGAGAAACUUUGCACGAGGGCGAAUAUCCCAAAUAGCUUUAAGAAUAUUGGCUGGAUGCAAAGACCAACGAACAAUAGAUAUAGUCUGGGCACCCGCUCACUCCUCCUUACCCGGCAAUGAGGCUGCACGCCAGACAGCUCGAGGACUUACAGACCGAGCCUCUGGAUUGCCCUGGUCGAACGGGGAGGACGAUGAGAGAUUUGAGCGGAUGACCACUUACAUGGAUAUUACGCAGUAUUACAGGCUAAGCAGGAAAAUUUAUCCUCCCGCACACUCGUCAUUGAACAAAGGACAGGCGGUGGCGUGGCGCCUACUCCAGACCCACACGUUUCCUAGUCCGGUAACAAUGAACCGCUGCGUGCCGGAACUUCGUUCGGAC
Messenger RNA from Rhipicephalus microplus (southern cattle tick), 849 nucleotides. RefSeq lists its product as uncharacterized. The record is from RefSeq and is a predicted model, not a curated record. NCBI's taxonomy places the organism in Eukaryota, Metazoa, Arthropoda, Arachnida, Ixodida, Ixodidae.